Eutrema salsugineum is the source of this 735-nucleotide messenger RNA. RefSeq lists its product as uncharacterized. Gene Ontology annotation, biological process: proteasome-mediated ubiquitin-dependent protein catabolic process. The transcript has 2 exons. Bases 1 to 735 code for a protein of 244 amino acids. Gene Ontology annotation, cellular component: cytosol; nucleoplasm. Gene Ontology annotation, molecular function: polyubiquitin modification-dependent protein binding; ubiquitin binding; proteasome binding. Lineage: Eukaryota; Viridiplantae; Streptophyta; Magnoliopsida; Brassicales; Brassicaceae. The record is from RefSeq and is a predicted model, not a curated record.
AUGGAAAUCGGAGAACAAGAAUCAGUGUUGGAAAUCAAGAAACGUUUAGGACAGUUUCUUCAGAUCCCAACAUCUUCUUUAACUCUCUUUGUCUCUUGUUGGGAACUUCUCGACGGUCUCGACAUCGAAGAUUACCCAAUCAUCUCUCACGGCACCAGAAUCGACCUCACCGUAACUCCCUUUUUCACCGAACCACCACCGUCUUUUACUAGCCCCGCCGUUAAAAAAUUCCACGUUACCGUCAAGUUCCCGUCAAAACAGUUCACCAUCGAAGUAGACGGAACCGAAACGGUAAGUAGCUUGAAGGACAAGAUUCACAUUGUGGAGAAUACACCGAUAAAGAGAAUGCAGUUAUACUUCUCAGGGAUCGAACUAGACGACGAUUUUCGAAACCUAAACGAAUAUGGAAUCAGAGAAUUCUCAGAGAUUGUCGUGUUUCUCAAGUCAAUCAACCGAGCUAAAGACGUUGCUCCUGUGAGGACACUCUGUUUCUUGGUGCAGACGUCAUCGGCUUUAUACAACGGUGCAAGAAUACCUGUGGAGAUUAAGGAUUCUUGCACCAUCUCGGAGAUGAGAGAAGGGUUACAAGCGAACAAGACGUUGCCACGAGACGAGUAUAUAUUCGUGCACAAGCAACGGAUUAUGCGAGAGAAUUGUAGUCUUCGGUGGCAUGGUGUUGAAAAUGGUGAGACUCUUUUUGUGUUUAAAGGAUCUAUUAGUCGUGGAGGUUACUGA